Molecule: messenger RNA, 1638 nt
Organism: Acanthosepion pharaonis
Lineage: Eukaryota; Metazoa; Mollusca; Cephalopoda; Sepiida; Sepiidae
Source: the annotation of a GenBank genome assembly
AUGUGUUUAUUCUUAUUUCGUCAUACGAUUUUGUCCUUGUAUAUUUUUGUUGAUGCCUCGGGCAUCUCUCCUUUCUCUCUCUCUCUCUCUCUCUCUCUCUGUCCCUCUCUAAAGCUCCCUCCCUCCCUCUCCUUCUCUUUCACUCAUUUUUACUUUCUCAUUUUGCUUAGCUUUCACUUCGUUUCUCUUUGUUGGUUUUUCUUUAUCUCUCAUACUAAAUUUUCUCUCUCUUUCUCUUUCUCUCUCUCUCUCUCACUCUACUCUUUAUCAUUAUUUUUCUUCUCUCUUACCAUUUAUUACUCCCUUCAUCCUCUCUCUCUUUCACCUUUUCUAACUUUCACCUUCUCUCUUUUUCACUCUCUCUCUCUGUCUCACUCUCUCACCCCCUCUCUCUCUCUCUCUCUCUGCCUCACUCUCUCACCCCCCUCUCUCUCUCUCUCUGAUCUUUAUUAUCUUUUAUUCUCUGUUUUCUUUUCUUUAAACUCCUCUUUCAUUUUAUGCGCUGCAUUUGUGUCAGGCGUCUAUUCAAGACGCCUUGUUGCUUUCUUUCUUUUUUUCUUUCUUUCUUUCUUUCUUUCUUUCUUUCUUUCUUUCAAUACUGUCUUUUUUCGUUGUUCUUUUUCUUUUGACUCUUUUGUGCCUUUCUUUAAUCUUUCAUUUAUUUGCAUUUUUCCUUUACACUUAUUUUUUAAAACUUCAUCUUUUGAAAUAAUUAUUUUUAUCUUAGGUCUUUCUUGCUUUCUUUCUUUUUCUUUCUUUCUUUCUUUCUUUCUUUCUUUCUCCUUUUUCAAUAUUGUUUCUUCUUUUCAUCUUUCUUUUACGUUUGAUUCUUUUGUGCCCUUCUUUAAUCAUGCAUUUUUUUCUUUUCAUUUAUUCUGUAAUACUUCAUCUUUUCAAAUAGAUAUUUUUAUCGUGACCCUUUCUUUCUUUCUUUCUUUCUUUCUUUCUUUCUUUCUUUCUCCUUUUUCAAUAUUGUUUCUUCGCUUCAUCUUUCUUUUACGUUUGAAUAUUUUUUUUUUAUCGUGGGCCUUUCUUUCUUUCUUUCUUUUAGUCUUUCUUUCGUUCUUUCUCCUUUUUCAGUAUUGUUUUUUUCUCUUCAUCUUUGACUCCUUUGGGCUUUUCUUUUUUUCUUCUUUUUCUUUUGUCACUUUCUUUAUUUUUUUAUUGUUCAUCUCUUUUGUUUUUCUUUCUUUUCUUUCUUUCUUUCUUUCUUUCGCUUGCAUUAUUUUGUUGGCUUUCUUUAAUAUUUUUCACAUCAUCUAUUUAUUAUAUUACAUUUUUCGAUACUUCUUUCUUUCUUUCUUUCUUUCUUUCUUUCUUUCUCCUAUGUCGAUCAUUGUGUAUUUUUCUCUCAACUUCCAUCCCUUGAACUUUGAUACCUACAUUUCAUAUAUUAUUUUGUUUUUCUAUGUAAAAUCCGUAACGUUAUCUUUUUGCUUCUUCGUUUCCAACCCAUUUUCUCCCUUUUAUCGGAAUUACUCUUUCCACAAUUCACCUGUGGUGUUUUUCGUCUUUUUAUCCUCUCUCACUUUGUCUACAUCUUUCCCUCCCUACUCUUUCUCUCUCUCUCUCUCUCUCUCUCUGGACGUCUGUUCGUUUCAGGACAACCAGACAACUUACAAUAUUAUUACAACAUGA